AUGAAUCCCACCGAAGAGACUUCUAAAAACCUGAUCCAUGCGCAUGAAGAAGAGGAUGACGACUUCGAUUUUCAGGUUGCUUCAGAGAUAGAAGCAGAAGAAGAUCAAGCCAAGGCCGAUUUUGAGCAGGAUCUUGAAGAAGCACGGAAAUUAUCCAUGCAUCUACUAAGCGCUGAUUUGAAGGAAGAAGAGAAGAAGAAUCAGAGAGCACAAUUUGUCAAUAGGAGGCGGGCCGAAUGGAGUGAGAAGAAAGAUGAGGAAAAGAGAAACUUCCUCCAUUACCUGGCAGAAUACAACUACAGAAAUCACAAGCCACCUAUCAACCUGCAGUGGGUGAUGGUACUGGCUGUUCGAAGACUGCCUGCAGCUUUGGUAUGGUCGCCGGAUGACAAGGGUCGUGUUCCUCUGACCACCGCGCUGCUGAAGGUCAAUAUAUUCUUCUAUUACUCAGUAUGCCUGAGAAUGAGAGAGAGAACAUUGGAAGAUUACAAAGCACUAAUGUUGAAGAAGUACGAGAAUUGGGAUGGCGGCAGUGAAACGACAUACUUGCAUGCUGCUGCUACAUGCAUCGCUGAUGAUGGAGAGAACCGACAAGAUGCCUUUAGUAACGUGUGUCGGUUUUCACCUCGACAGAUGUUCUUUGUGAGGGAUAGCAAAGGCCGCACGCCUCUUCAUCGGGCUGUAGAGUAUGAGUGUUGUUGCAAGAGCCAAGUGGGCGUGGUCAGCGAGCUUCUACGCGCAUGCGGCGGUCUUUUAGACACACCAAUACAGGACCCAGAAGACGCCAGCCGGACUAUAUCUGUUUAUCAGUAUCACCACUAUACUCGGAAGAAGGCGUUGGAGAGCCGGCACAGAGAUGCUCAGGACAAGGCCAGCCAGCAACUCAAACCAGGCCCCGCCAAGAAGAUUGAUCCGGGGCAAGAGAAGGGAAUAGACCCAAAGAAGGAUUCAAAGAGAAUAUCAACAAGACCAGAAAAGUCCGGUGCAGAAAGGUCAAGUAUGGGUCCACCACCGCCUAGAGACAAGGGAGACUCAGUUUCGAAGCGCAGAGGUUCAAUCGCUUUGACACCGCAAGGCAUCACUACUCCUCUUCAAUCUCCAAGCCUGGUACCACUCAAUCGUGUCAAGACUGAAGCAGUUCAAAAGAUUACUCGGCCAGCUGUGGCUGAUAAGCUUGUUAACAAGGAGAAAGAGACGCAAGAGGCAGCAAACAAGAUCAGCAGCCUACUGAAACUUGAGACCUUGCGUAAAAAAAGUCCAGAAAAGGCAGCUGAGAGUUUGAGGCUGCAGGGUGAGCUAGCCAAAGAGUUCUGGUUUGACUUUGGGCCGCCCAACACUCUCAGCGAGAAUGACUUCAAGAAGCAUUUCGGCCAUUUGAAGUUCGACACAGCACUGCAGUACGUGGGGUUUCCACAACUUCGACUAAAGGGCAGCAGAGAACAGCCAGAUGUGAGGCAUCAAGGGAGGAAUGUUGUUGUUGAAGAUAUGGAAAAGCCUUCGCACAGUGAUGAGGCGAUUGAGGAGUGUCUGAAGGAUCUGGGUGUCGAAAUUCUCGACUGGAGGCGCCUGGAUCUCGAUGCACUCACCCUUCGCAAGAUUGGGACUCAUCUACGUGAGAUUCACCUUCAAUGGAGUGGCAGCAACUCAACUCUCAGAGCAUGGUCUGAGAAGGAGGGUCUAGCCAUGAUAUCGACACUUGAAGGUCUUGAGUCUCGUGACAGAACGUCGGAGAACAUCAAAGCAUUUGAGGAAAGAUUACGCCAGUCUUGGCCUCAGGGGAAACAUCCGCCUAAAGUAAUCCCGCCCAAAACUGGAGGCGGUCGACGGGUGACCCAGCCUCAAGUCCCUGACACCAAGCCUCAGCCCCUAGAGCGAUCAAUCGAUCCACAGAAGUGGAUGAAGUGCAUGGAGGACUUCUCCAGACGUUUCAGGCAGAUCAAAGCUCUCAGGGACACCAACCCAUCUCUGAAGCCAGUAGAAGUCGCCCUGAUAGACGAUGGCGUCGAUUUCAUGCACCCUGAUCUCAACGACACUAGGGAUCGUACCUUUUUGGGCAAAAGCUUUGACUACCGUGAUGAGCAUCCAACACCACGUGUUCCGCCGUACUGGAGCUCACCUUCAGGGCACGGGACACUGAUGGCCAGACUGAUUCACAAGAUUUGCCCCAGCGCCGUAAUACAUGUCAUCAAGCUUCAGACAUUCCGAGCGGGGAACUCGGACAAACUUCAAAUCAGAGCGGAUAGUGCAGUAAAGGCUAUUGAUUACGCCGCAGAGAGAGGGUCUCGAAUCAUCUGCAUGUCGUGGACUAUCAAACCGCCAGAAGGAGAGCUGAAAAGCGAGUUCAAUAGGGCAAUCCUCAACGCCAUCGACAGACAUAACAUCCUCAUAUUCUGUGCCGCCAGCGACCAAGGACAGUCAACGGACCUCAGCUACCCGCACGGAAGCAGCAAUCAAUGCUUCAGAAUCGGCGCGGCCAAGGCAACCGGAAACAUGCUCGAGACAGUCGGCGAUUCCCACAACAUAGACUUUAUCCUCCCCGGCCACGAAGUUGUCGUCGACAGCAACGAAAUGAAGACUCAGCUGGAGAAGUUCGAAGCCCACUCGGGCAGCUCUGUGGCCAACGGCCUAGCCACAGGACUAGCUGCUCUUGUUAUCGAGUGUGUGAGGCUAGGUGCCAUCUACACCAGAGAGCUGAAGCGGCUUGACCCCAAGAUUGCCGUCGACUACAAUCAUAGCUCUAUUGACGAGCAGGAUCUGAAGAAAAUACAGGAGCGCGCGCAGAUGGCAUAUGCGCUGAACGUGAUAGGCACCGAUUCGAAUACGAACAACAAAUACAUCGAGGUUUGGAAGACGUUUAGUGGACUUUCGGAAAAGCUGUCGCGAAGUGAGGGUGCUCCACUACAACAGUUGGAACAAGUCGCGGAGCAAGCUGCAUUCUUCCUGCGGAGCCCCUAG
Messenger RNA from Fusarium musae, 2955 nucleotides. RefSeq lists its product as uncharacterized. NCBI's taxonomy places the organism in Eukaryota, Fungi, Ascomycota, Sordariomycetes, Hypocreales, Nectriaceae. The transcript has 6 exons. Gene Ontology annotation, biological process: proteolysis. Gene Ontology annotation, molecular function: serine-type endopeptidase activity. The record is from RefSeq and is a predicted model, not a curated record. The coding region runs from base 1 to 2955 and encodes 984 amino acids.